This is a messenger RNA of Aspergillus campestris IBT 28561, 1891 nucleotides long. Its product is annotated as allantoate permease family MFS transporter. Lineage: Eukaryota; Fungi; Ascomycota; Eurotiomycetes; Eurotiales; Aspergillaceae. Gene Ontology annotation, molecular function: transmembrane transporter activity. Bases 323 to 1852 code for a protein of 509 amino acids. The record is from RefSeq and is a predicted model, not a curated record. Gene Ontology annotation, cellular component: membrane. The transcript has 6 exons. Gene Ontology annotation, biological process: transmembrane transport.
UCUGUUUGUUUCUGGAGAUUUGACAGGUUUAUUGCUGACUGCUCACCAAUUACCUAGCAUGGUUAGGUGUCACAAUUGGUCAUUACUCGAUAGUCGAAGACGAGGCCCUGCAUGGAUGAUGAUCCCUCUUGCGGUCUGGAUCCUCCAGUUCAGGGCUGGGUUUUAAAACUCCGAUGACCCCCCAUCUCCCUAGGAUUUUUUCCUCCCUUGCGCAAUUCCUCCUGCUGGCAGUGAUAGGAUUUAUUUCGUCUCUCCAUUUUUUUUGCCAAAUUUGUUGCAUUGUUUGGUGAUUGAUUGUGUUCAGGAAGCCAAUCUCGCCAACAUGGGCUCCCUAGAUGAGAAACCCGCACACGUGGAAGAGUCCCCCAACGACGUCGAGAGAUGUUCCACCUCGUACGAGUAUCCCGCCAAAUCCAAGCUCGACCAGUUUGAGGACCCCGAUGCGGGAUUGAGUGCGGAGGAGCGCGCCAAGAUCGACCGCGCCUUGCUAUGGAAGCUCGACAUGAAACUCGUCCCUUGGCUCAGUCUCCUCUAUCUGAUUUCGUUCCUCGAUCGAACGAACAUCGGAAAUGCGAAGCUGGCGAACUUGCAGGAGGACCUCAACAUGUCAGACAACCAGUACAAUAAUGCGUUGACUAUCUUCUUCGUCUCGUACUCCGUCUUCGAGCCCUUGACCAAUGUCUUGCUGAAGCGGAUGCGGCCGAGCGUCUUUAUCCCGAUCAUCAUGGUGCUAUGGGGCAUCAGCAUGGCGUGCAUGGGUCUCGUGCAUAACUACGGCGGGCUCAUGACGGUGCGCUGGUUCCUCGGCCUGACCGAAGCCGGCCUCUUCCCCGGUAUUGGAUACUUCCUGUCCUGCUGGUACAAACGGUCCGAGUUCGGCGUGCGCAUGGCCAUCUUCUUCUCGGCCGCAGCACUAGCCGGCUCCUUCGGCGGCCUCCUCGCGGCAGCCAUCGCCAAGAUGGACGGCAUCGGCGGCAAGGCCGGCUGGUCGUGGAUCUUCAUCAUCGAAGGCCUAGCCACCAUCGUGGUCGGCAUCGCCUCCUUCUGGAUGGUAUACGACUUCCCCGACGAAGCCAAGUUCCUAUCCGACGCCGACCGCAAGCGGGUCCUGCGCCGUCUCGCCGAAGACCAGCAGGCGAGCGCCGAGCACGAGCAGUUCAAGAUGGCCUACUUCUGGGCCAGUCUCAAGGACUGGAAGACGUACACGGGGGCGAUCAUCUACAUGGGCGCCGACGGCUGCCUGUACGCCUUCUCGCUGUUCGUGCCGACCAUCAUCGCGCAACUGGGCUACAGCUCAUUCGAGGCGCAGCUCAUGAGCGUGCCUCCCUACGCGGCCGCCGCCGUCGUGACGGUCGCGAUCGGCUUCGUCGCCGAUAAGACGCGCCAGCGCGGCCUCUGCAACAUCUUCAUCUCCAUCCUGGCGAUCGUGGGAUUCGCGCUGCUCCUCGGCGCGGAGUCCCCGGGCGCGCGCUACGCAGGGACAUUCCUAGGUGCGAUGGGCAUCUACCCUUGCGUGGCAAACACGAUCUCCUGGGCGAGUAACAACACCGAAGGCGUCUACAAACGCGGUGUCACCAUCGGCUUCGUCAUCGGCUGGGGCAACCUCAACGGAAUCGUCUCGUCCAACAUCUACCGCGGGCCCGACAAGCCCCACUUUUACCCCGGUCACGGCACCGUGCUCGCCUACCUGGUUCUCUUCCUGUUCGGCGGGUCCAUCCUGCAGUAUUUCCUGCUGCGGCGGGAGAACGCCAAGCGUCGUCGUGGAGAGCGCGAUCACUGGGUGGAGGGGCUGGACGAGACCGAGAUCCGCAUGUUGGGCGAUAUGCGGCCGGAUUUUAUAUACACUCUGUAGUUAUCAACCUUACAAUAUGAAUGACACGUAUACAUAUAC